GCGACGUACACCCGGCUAACGCACUUCCUAAACACAAGCUAAUGAGUUUCCUUCUGUUUAAUGUAAAGCGCCUCAUGGAUCUGGCUUGCAAACCACUCAGUCACUCAUGUUGGAAAGCAGGUGGAAGUCUCUCUACGAGAAGUUUGCAUUAACCUAAAAUAUUCUUCAGUUUGAGUGGUUUCUAAGAGUGAAAGGCGCUGCUGUAUGCUGUGUAACUUCCCGUCAUGGCCUUGUCCUCCGAGGUGAAUGACAAUGUAGAGGAGGAGGUGGUGGUGGUGUCGACCCCUGACAGUUCAGGCCAGAAUCCAGCAAUGGAGGAAAUGCUGAGCACCGCCGAGCUACAACAGACAGAUGAAGACAUUGUGGAGCAGCAUCUGGAAGCUGAAGCCAGUUCUGCCAUCUCUUUUCCUAACGAAGUAGUUCUUGUGAAACUUUCAGAAGAUACAGAUGUGGAGACCGACAUUCUGUACCAGAUAACCUGUGGAGACAGCAAAGCUGACCUCAUGUGGAAGAAAUUUGUCUGCCCUGGCAUCAAUGUAAAAUGUGUGCAGUUCAACAAUCACCUGAUCAGUCCAAAAGAGUUUGUGUACCUGGCUGGAAAGUCCACUCUGAAAGACUGGAAGAGAGCGAUUCGGCUCAAUGGGACAAUGUUAAGGAAGAUCAUGGACUCUGGAGAGCUGGACUUCUAUGAGCAUUCGAAGCUGUGCUCCAACACAUGUCGCAGCACUAAGAUCGACCUGGUGGGAACACGAGCUUCUCUCAGCAGCCAGGCGUCCACCGAGACCCUACUAACUCCAUCUACAGCUGAAGCAAAUGGAUCUGUGGCUACGUUUUCUACUGACGCAUCUGAAGACAGUACAGAGUGGGUCACAGCUGUAGGAGAGGACACCAUAACAUUCUGGAGAGGUCUGAAGGACGCCGGGCUGCUGGAGGACAUCAUGGAUGAUCUGCAAAAAGAGAUGGAGGUGGUGCUCAAAGGACUGCAGGAACGCAUCCAAGAACCUCCGAUACAGAUUAAGGAUGCGGCUCUGCUAAAUAACAUCGUGCAGAACUUCGGGAUGUUGGACCUGGUGAAGAAAGUGCUGGCCAGCCAUAAGAGUGAGAUGGACCGCUGCAGAGAACAGUACACGCAGAGCUUAGUCGCUCUGGAACGUCAGUGUGACGACCACCGAAAGCGUGCCAAGGAACUGAAGAGCAAGUCCCAGCACCUCAACAACGUCCUAAUGACCCUCGCCCCAGUCAGCACGCCUUCUGCCCCCAAGCGACCCCGCCUCACCCGUGCCGUGUCCGGCCCCGCCUCAGUCAUGGCUCUUCCUCCUCAGCCUGCUCAGUUCACUCUGCCCAUCACCCAGCUCGCCGGUAUUUCACUGGAUAAAAUCCUGUCCGCUAUAGGAGCUUCGGCUCCGGCUCAUUCGCCUCUCAUCGGGAGCUACACGGUUCUAGCAUCUCCAGGGGGGGCGGAACUGCAGCACGACACCUCCGGUCUCACCGUGCUCAAUCCGGACGGGACAGCCGGGCCUGCUAUUGUUAGACUGCUCAGCCCCCUCCAGCUAGUCACUCUGCCGGCGCUGGGGGCAGGGGCCACGCUGCAAAACCUGGCAGCGCCAGCAGGGGGUGGAACAAUCAUGGCAGUGCCGGUCAGCACGGCAGUGGAGACUGUGGUAACUCAGGCAGAGGAGCCAGAAGGAAGCACCGAACAGCAGAACAAAGACAAGCAAUAAGAACUGAAGUUAAAAGUUCAGAGAAAUUCAAAGGACAAAAAUAGUGUGUAGUGAUGAGUUUCUAGUGUGUGUGUGUGUGUGUGUGUGUGUAGAAUUAUGUGCUGCUUUGUAAUGAAAUUUUGCACUGCAUUAUUACAUUGUGUUGCCGAACAUUUGAUUUAAAUGUGCUCUUUUUCCAUUCGAUCUCCAAAAUCAAAGAAAACGACUAGAAUCUUUCUCCAAAUGUAAUAAAAGUUUUAAAAAGUGUUCACACAUUUACAUUUUCAGCAUUUAGCAGACGUUUUUAUCCAAAGCGACUUACCGGGGGAUGACCGGACUGUGACAGUACAUUGUCUAAGCAAUUAUGGGUUAAGGGCUUUGUGGCAACCUGGCAGUGGUAGGGCUUGAACCAGCGACCUUUUGAUUACUAGUCCAGUACCUUAACCGCUAGGCUACAAUUGCUACACACCUUUUAUAGUUAUUAUUAUGUUAUUAUAUAGUUGUUGUACACUAUAUGGUCAAAAGUAUUUAGACACCUGACCAUGAGCUUGUUUUACAUCCCAUUUCAAAAACAAAUGGUAUAGGCGCCCAGGUGGCACGGCGGGAUAUUUCCGCUAGCGCACCAGCGCCGAGAUUCCGAACUCCUCGGCUGGCCGCCAUCUAGCGGGCAUAAUUGGCAGUGCCUGUAGUGAGGGAUGACCGGACUAUGUGGGAGGGGUCUUCAAAUGCUGUGUAAGGACCCUGAUUGGCAGAUAGAGAGGUGACUGUGCAGAGUGCAUGGAUGAAAAAGGGUUCCGUUAAGGGUUGCGCGCGGGUCGGAAGAGGCGUGAGCGGCAAUAUACCCACCUCGACUGCAAUCAGGGAUCCCCCAGCAGCGGAAGACAAAUUGACCACACUAAAUUGGGAAUAAAUACGUAAAUAAAAUAGGAAAAAAAAUGGUAUUAAGACAGAGUGACCUUCUGACUUUGAAGAAUGUCUGUGGGAAUUUGUGCCCAUUCAGUAUAUAAUAGCAUAUAGGAUUCGUAUGGCUGGGCAUUGAUGUUGGUCAGUAAAGCCUCAGUUUAUGUUCCAGUUCAUUUCAGAGCUGUUUAGUGGGGCUGAGGUCAGAACUCUGUGCAGGACACUGGAGUUGGGGUACAGUAAUGCUGGAGCAGGAAAUCUGCUAAGCUUCAUCUGUUGUACUUUUAGUCAAGACCAUUAACCCUAAGGCUUAAAAGAUAAUCCUUUACUUGUAAAAUGUAUGUAAGGGAGGAGUGAGUAGGUGACUUUUGAAAAUAAAUAAAUAAACAAAUGUAUUUUUGUGA
Trichomycterus rosablanca is the source of this 3004-nucleotide messenger RNA. RefSeq names its product glucocorticoid modulatory element binding protein 2 (gene gmeb2). The transcript has 11 exons. Gene Ontology annotation, cellular component: nucleus. Gene Ontology annotation, molecular function: RNA polymerase II cis-regulatory region sequence-specific DNA binding. Gene Ontology annotation, biological process: regulation of transcription by RNA polymerase II. Lineage: Eukaryota; Metazoa; Chordata; Actinopteri; Siluriformes; Trichomycteridae. The record is from RefSeq and is a predicted model, not a curated record. Bases 225 to 1721 code for a protein of 498 amino acids.